Molecule: messenger RNA, 4235 nt
Organism: Syngnathoides biaculeatus (alligator pipefish)
Lineage: Eukaryota; Metazoa; Chordata; Actinopteri; Syngnathiformes; Syngnathidae
Gene: wwc3
Product: WWC family member 3
Exons: 21
Coding region: 670-4074 (1134 amino acids)
Biological process (GO): regulation of DNA-templated transcription; negative regulation of organ growth; regulation of hippo signaling
Cellular component (GO): cytoplasm
Molecular function (GO): kinase binding; molecular adaptor activity
Source: RefSeq, a predicted model, not a curated record
ACAGGAUGGAAGCCCGCAGCGUUUGGACUGGAGGGAAAACUUGUUUGUUUGGAGGAAACUUUUCAGGCCGAGUUGACGCGAACCUUUGCUUUAAAUUGACGACUAACGUGGAAUUGUCUGACUUCAAUCCGCAGUUAAUGGUGGGAGUUUAAAAAAGAAAAAACAAAGAAAGGAAAAGGAACACAAGCGCCAUUCAGAAAUGUCAAGUCGAGUGGCCAACUUCACAAAAUUAAAAAUAAAUGUAUAUUUUUAAAUCGUUUUAAAGCGGACACACGGAGAGGGAGACGAGAGAGAGGAGGGGAUUGGACGGAGGAGCCCAAACUCUCCCCGCACGUCCGUCCGUUUAUGCAAAUCCGCCCCGAGCCCGAAUUAGGACACGGAGGAAUGAAACAUGGUGGCGGAGGGAGCGGGCCAACAUGGAGGCGAGACUGCCGUGAGAGCGCCGACGCCACCGACGCCGCCGCCGCUGCCGCCGUCGCCGUCGUCGCCCGCUUUGUGAAGCCCCAACUUUUUGCUCUUUCCUGGCGCGGGGGCCGUGAUGCGGUGAGGAGCGGCGACUUGGCUGGCCUUUCCGGGGACUGAGUGAGAGGAGGCGGCCGCGACGACCACGACGACGACGACGACGACGACGAAGGAAGGCGAGAAGCAACGGGGCUGGAGCCCUCCGCGAUGCCGUGGCCGGGCGGAGGCGGCGGCGGCGGCAAGCGGCGAGAGAGCUCCGAGCUCCCGCUGCCCGCCGGAUGGGAGGAAGCCCGAGACUACGACGGAAGGGUGUUCUUCAUCGACCACAACACCCGGCAAACUUCGUGGAUAGACCCGAGAGAUCGGAUCACCAAGCCGCUGACGUUCGCCGACUGCGUUGGCGACGAGCUGCCCCUCGGCUGGGAGGAGGUGUACGACCAGCAAGUGGGCGUUUACUACAUCGACCACAUCAACAAGACCACCCAGAUCGAGAACCCGCGCACCCAAUGGCGUCAGGAGCAGGAACGCAUGCUGAAGGAGUACCUGGUGGUGGCGCAGGAGGCCCUCCGGGCCAAGAAGGAGAUGUACCUGGUCAAGCAGCAGCGUCUGGAGCUGGCCCAGCGCGAGAUGCUGCUCUUCCACGAGCUCUCCGAGGACAGCCGCUCCGUUGCCGGCAGCGCUCACUCCGGCUCGUCCUCCGGCGCGAAAUACGAUCCCGACCAAAUCAAAGUGGAAGUGGCUUGUAGGCGAGAGCGGCUCACCAGACUGAAGCACGAGCUGGCCCAGGUGAGGCAGGAGCUGCAGUACAAGGAAAUGGGCGUGGAGACCCUGCAGGAGAUCGACCGCAAGAUGUCGCGCAGUCGGACCAACUACAAGCUGGACGAGGCCCAGGCCAUCUUCAGCGAGCUGCGCAGCAUCAAGAAGGCCAUCAGCGCCGGCGAGAAGGAGAGGCAGGACCUCAUCCAGAGUCUGGCCAAGCUGACGGUGAACUUCCAGAGCGGCUUUUGUGCGGGCGACGCCGCCGGGGAGGCGGUCAACAGCGGCGGCGGAUUUGGAGCGGGAGGGGCCGAGAACCAGCAGCAGUACUGCGACGCCGGCUGCCAGACGGACGUGAUGAUGGGAGAGGAAUCGUCCCACCUGGUGGACAAAGUCAAGGUCAACUGGCAGUACGAGGAGGCCAAGAAGAAGGUGCAGAGUAUCCAGCACCAGCUGGCCCAGCUGGACAGCGAGAGCUGGUCGGGCCGAGCCGAGGCCGACCGGGACCGGGACUUCGUGCAGCUUCUGCGCGAGAAGGAGGCUCUGCUGCACGACAUCAUCGCGGUCAGCAAGCAGCACAAGAAGGCUCACGGUCCCGAGGCCGACGCCGCUCCCGGCCCGGACGCCGGUCCCGGUCCCGGCACCGAUCCUGACGUGCUCCGCCAGCUGGAGGAGGAGCGCUGCCGAUUGGAGGAGGAAGUGCAGAGGGCGCACAGCUCGCAGAGUCAGGGAGCCAAUCAGAGGAUCCUGCAGCAGGAGAAGCGAAACGUGCUGCUGAGGCAGCUGGAAGAGGCCACGCGCAUCACCACCUACCUGCACUCUCAGCUCAAGAGCUUGUCCGCCAGCUCCCUGACGGUGUCGUCCAGCAGCAGCCGCGGCUCGCUGGCCUCGAGCCGCGGCUCGCUGGCGUCCAGCCGCGGCUCCCUCAGCUCCAUCAGCUUCAGCGACAUCUACGGCGUGCCGCAGUACGAGCGCCACGACGAGCCCCCGGACCCCCACCUGCGCUUCGCGCCGCCCCCGGAGGCGUACACGCCCGAGCCGGCCGCCCCCAGCAAGGCCAAGCGCUCCCACGACACCCCGCAGUCGCUGGCCUCGCUGUCCUCGCGCUCUUCGCUCUCCUCGCUGUCGCCGCCCAGCUCGCCCAUGGACACGCCGUACCACUCGACCUCCCAGGACUGCCCCCUGGCGCAGAUGACGGAGGAGUACAUGGAGCAGGCGGGACGCGGCCUGCUGGAGGGUCUGCGCGCCCAGUCGCAGUCGCAGUCGCAGCAGGACGUGGUGGUCCUCGCCGCCGCCGGCGCGCAUCCCGCAGACGCGAACCACAGAGACGGAGGCCCGCAGGGCGGGUUCAACCCCGCCGGAGUGACGCUGCGGAGCAACAACGGCGGCAGGAGCGGCAGGCGCACCCGGAGGGUCUCGGCCGGCGUCUCCGAGGACGCGCUGGCCACAGACAGCGGCGUCUUUGAGGCCUGGGGCAGGAGGGCGGAGGAUUCCGAGGAGAUCUCCUACCUGAAGGAGCAGCCGCCGCCGAGCGAGGCCACGCAGAUCCAGCUGGGACUGCUGUGGGAGUCCGCCUCGCAGUCCCUGCGCCUGCAUCUGCUCCAGCUCAAGAACCUGAGCAGAUCCGUUGUGAGGGAUGGCUACAAAGUCUUCGUGAAGGUGCACCUGAUUCCGCUGGACGUGGGCCGGGCCUGCGCCUUCUACUGCUGCGCGGCUCUGGAGCCGAAGACGCACGUGAGCUUCAACGAAGGCUUCCGCGUUCCCGUGCCCGCCAACGCCCUGGCCGGCUGCGCCCUGCAGCUGUCCCUGUGCUCGCUCGGGCCGCAGGCUCAGGAGGAGCUCCUGGGCAGAGCUCAGGUGGGCCUGGCCGAGUGCGAGGGGAGUUCAGAGAUGGUCUACCACUGGCUGAGGGUCCAAAUGUUCGGAGGGGCAGAGCCUCAGCGGGGUCAAGGUCAGCGGCGACUUCACGACGGGCCCGACGAUGAGCACAGGCCCCGAGUCCAGGAGAGCUCGUGCGGCCUGUCGUCCCGCGUUGACGCCGACCCGGACUCGGACCCGUACCCGCCGCCGAGGCUCCAGACGGAGUCCGUGGACAGCGGCUGCGGCAGCAGCGGCGCGCCGUGCGAGCGGACGCCGGCGAAGGUCGGCGCGCUGAAGGUGGAGAAGGCCACCAUGACGGAGGGGCACUUUGCGGAGGUGGUGCGGCUGCGGGGGAAAGAGAGGGGCGGCGCACGCUGGGGACACGCCGCGCCCUUCAUGCGCGGCAGCACCAUCGUCCGCUCGCAGACCUUCUCGCCUGGAGCUCGCAGUCAGUACGUCUGCAGGUUGUAUCGCAGCGACAGCGACAGCUCCACCCUACCAAAGAAGUCGCCGUUCGUCCGGAACACGCUGGAGCGGCGGACGCUGCGCUACAAGCAGCAGUCGUGCCGCUCCUCGCUGGCCGAGCGGCCCACGCGCACCUCGCUGGACCUGGAGCUGGACCUCCAGGCCUGCAGGACGCGCCAGAGGCAGCUGACCGAGGAGCUGAGCGCCCUCCGCGAGCUCAAGCUGCGUCUGGAGGAGCCGCCGCCGCCGACCCCCCAGCCCGGGGAGCCGCCCCACUGGGCCCUGAGGGACGAGCGCUUCCGCUGCCUGCUGAGGGAGGCCCACAGGCAGGCGGGUCAGAGCGAGCGGGAGCAACGGCAGGAGGAGGAACGAGGACGCAGGCUCAGGAAGGCGUCCAAAGAGCUGGCGCACAUGAGGGGGCAGGGCCACAAGGAGCCGCUCCCGGUCCACACCUUCAGAGAGAAGAUGGCUUUUUUCACCAGACCAAGGUUCCACAUCCACGUACCUCCUUUGCCGGCUGACGACGUGUGACACCCCCCCCCGCCCCAUGACAUGAAGUAUUUGUGCUACUUUCCACGCGCACGCAACUCAUGAAGAAACUUUUUCUUAUUCCUGCACGAGUGUGUCUUCCGCUUGCCACAGACGGGGAACAACAAAAAAAAAAAAGUUCUCCCCCCCCCCCAAAAAAAAAA